AGGACGCUGUUGCCUCGGAGACAGCCUGGGGCUGAGAGCCCGAGGGCGCGGCGGGUGGGGGCCCGGCACUGCGCGAGCCUCGGGGGCGGUGAGGGGAAGCCGGGGCAGACCCAGCCGGGCCAAGGCCAUGGCCGGACACCACAAGGAAAAGGUGAUGCUGGAUGAGGUGCGUCACAACGAGAUCUUGCAGGAAUUGUACAUCAAAGAGUUGCGAAGCCAGAAACUCUACACGGAGUAUCACGUGAACCCCCUGCGCAAGGUUCACACAAUCACCAGAAAGCCCAUGUCUUGGCAUGAUAACCUGGAGGAACCUGCAGAUGACAGGUUUCUGAAUAUUAUUCACCAUACCUCCCAGGUGCCCAGGAAGAAAUACCCCGAGACACAGACUGAAAACCAAGAAUAUGGCUGGUUCUCAGAGCCCUUGGUCAACCCAGAACGUGAUGACACCAGGCUGAACCACUUCAAGGUCUACAAUGACAUCACUCUGUACAAGGCUAAACUGUGGAGCUUGGGAGAAGAUGAUCGCCACAAGUAGUUUGCCAGCAGUGGUGUCUGACCACCUUUCAUGUCCAAAGUGCGUGCUGCCCAGAUAAAUAAAGGUCCUUCCCUUUAAAGUC
Pipistrellus kuhlii (Kuhl's pipistrelle) is the source of this 617-nucleotide messenger RNA. It is a transcript of the gene CFAP144, whose product is annotated as family with sequence similarity 183 member A. NCBI's taxonomy places the organism in Eukaryota, Metazoa, Chordata, Mammalia, Chiroptera, Vespertilionidae. The transcript has 4 exons. The coding region runs from base 128 to 535 and encodes 135 amino acids. Gene Ontology annotation, cellular component: ciliary base. The record is from RefSeq and is a predicted model, not a curated record.